This is a messenger RNA of Boleophthalmus pectinirostris (great blue-spotted mudskipper), 2613 nucleotides long. It is a transcript of the gene cdh15, whose product is annotated as cadherin 15, type 1, M-cadherin (myotubule). Gene Ontology annotation, biological process: homophilic cell-cell adhesion; cell morphogenesis; multicellular organism development. Gene Ontology annotation, cellular component: plasma membrane; adherens junction; catenin complex. Lineage: Eukaryota; Metazoa; Chordata; Actinopteri; Gobiiformes; Gobiidae. The transcript has 14 exons. The coding region runs from base 1 to 2394 and encodes 797 amino acids. The record is from RefSeq and is a predicted model, not a curated record. Gene Ontology annotation, molecular function: cadherin binding; calcium ion binding.
AUGGAGGGGCGGAUGUUGUUGUUGGUGGUGCUUGGGAGUCUAAUUAGUCAGGCAUGGACCUCAUCACAGACUCACCAAAAACACUCAAAGCUUCACACAAUGCACCCAUGGAGAAGGCACAACAGCGGGAGAGUAAAAAGAGACUGGAUCAUUCCUCCAAUCAGAGUCCUGGAAAACAGCAAACAAAUUCCUGAAGAUCUUGUACAGAUCAAAUCAGACAAAAUUUUCACCGGUGAGGUCAUCUACAAAUUGGAGGGACCCGGAGUGGACCAAGAACCCAAGAACUUUUUUGAGAUUGACGACAAAACUGGGGUCAUCCGCAGCAAGCGACCUCUAGACAGAGAGAAACACAGAAGCUUUACGCUCAAAGCGUUUGCCCUGUCCCCCAGCGGAGAGAGACUUGAAAAUCCCACCACUAUUGAGAUAAUGGUCCUGGAUCAGAAUGACAACAGACCAGCAUUCACUAAAAGUCAGUUCGAGGGGUCUGUUGCCGAGUUCUCAAUUCCAGGAACUUCAGUGAUGUCCGUUUCCGCCGAAGAUGCAGAUGACCCCAUGACUGAAAAUGCUAUGUUAAGCUACACAAUUCUGUCCCAAGAAAGUGUCCCUGCCAAUGCUGUAACCAAGACAAUGUUUGGGAUCAACAACCAGACUGGAACAAUUUACACCAGGGACGUGGGGCUAGACAGAGAGGUUGUCAAAAGUUUCAAGCUAAAACUGCAGGUGGCUGAUAUGUUAGGCAUGGGGUUGACAAGUGAAGGUGUGGCAGUCAUACAUGUAUCCGAUAUCAACAACCAUGCCCCCCAUUUCAGCCCCGUCAAGUACAACAUGUUAGCAGUGGAAAAUAGACAGGACUACGAGGUGGGCCGGGUCAAUGUAACAGACAGAGACGACAGAGGAACAGGAAACUGGGAGGUCACAUACUCCAUUUACAAUGACCCACACAGGAGCUUUUCCAUCACUACGGACCCCGCCACCAACCAGGGAAUACUCACUGUGGUCAAGCCCUUGGAUUAUGAAGCACAGCAUGAGUACACUCUGAUUCUCACUGUGGAGAAUGUGAACGCUCUCAGUAAUAAGGCCCCUAACCUCCCCGUGAGCUCUGCCACGGUGAUGGUGACUGUGGUGAAUGAGAACGAAGCUCCGCAUUUCAGAGAAGAUCCCAUACAGAUCGUGGUAAAAGAAUCUGUGCUUCCUGGGACAUUACUGAAGUCCAACAUCGCCUAUGAUCCUGACAAUUCAGAACUAAGGUAUGAGAUCAGCAGAGACCCGGAGCGGUGGCUGGACAUUGAUCGAGUCACAGGAGACAUCAGCGUGAAGAGAGCGUUCAACAUGAGGUCUCCACAUGUGAAAAACAACGUCUACACCGCUGCGGUCAAGGUCACAGAUUCUGGUGGCGUGUCCACAACUGCGACACUGGCCAUCACUUUGAAGGAGACCAAUGAUUUUCCCCCUGAGCUCCACCCUCUGAGUGGCUCCGUGUGUAAAGACGCACACAAGAAAAACUCUGGCCUGAUUCUGACGGCUACAGACGAAGACCUCUACCCACACGCUGCACCCUUUAUCUUUGAAAUGCUGGAGGAUAUGUCUAUCAACUGGACUGUCAUUCAAAUAAAUGGUACUCAUGCUUUGCUUCAGCCGCUGGUGGACCUGGAGCCUGGAGAGUAUGUGGUGGCCGUGCUAGUGUCAGACUCGGGCAGCCCAGUGCUUGCAGGUAUAGCCCAGGUCAACAUCACUGUGUGCCUCUGUGAUUCUUUUGGAGACUGUAAGUCAGAGGCAGGGGCCAUCUUUGGGGCCACAGUGGGAAUAAACUUCAUCGCUCUCAUCAUCAUAAUGGCCUGCAUUGCACUUCUCCUGUUGCUGCUCCUCCUGGCUGUGGCCAUAACCUCCUGUGGAAGACGACAUCACAUAAAGAAAGGGACUGGCCUGCUGGUUGGAGAUUCAGAUGAUGACAUUCGAGACAAUGUCCUCAAUUAUGACGAGCAAGGAGGUGGUGAGGAAGAUGAGAAUGCUUUCAACAUUGAUAUGCUGUGGAAUCCUCAUGACGCUCCCUCCACUCCUGGAUCAUACUGUCCUGUCUCAGGCCCAAGAGGGAAGCAGCCUUUGAGGAGAGACGCUCCGCACAAUCUGCCCUCACCCACCUACCCCCGGAGACCACCUGCUGACCCAACAGACAUCGAGGACUAUAUCAAUGAUGGCCUGGAAGCAGCUGACAAUGAUCCGAAUGUGCCUCCUUAUGACACAGCCUUGAUCUACGACUUUGAAGGAGAGGGCUCGCUUGCAGGAAGUCUCAGCUCCAUCGCCUCAGGCAGCUCAGACGGAGACCAGGACUACGACUACCUCAACGACUGGGGCCCCCGCUUUAAGAAACUGGCCAAUUUGUAUGACCCACGCUAGCAAUGAUGGAAAACCGCUGGAAAAGACAGCAUUAACAAACACAUAUACGGUUUGAGUGUUUCUCUGGGAGCAUUUAAAAAGAUUGUGUUGAAGGACCUGACAAAGCGAGCCAAGCAAUUGUGAAUCAAAGUGAAAGGUGGACUUGAACAUAAUAUGCCUGUGGUUUCUUAUGAAAGAUAUGGGCUGAUAUUACUCCAAUGGGUUGGUGUAAAACUUUGU